Messenger RNA from Macrobrachium nipponense, 5905 nucleotides. Its product is annotated as inactive tyrosine-protein kinase 7-like. Gene Ontology annotation, molecular function: ATP binding; protein tyrosine kinase activity. The record is from RefSeq and is a predicted model, not a curated record. Lineage: Eukaryota; Metazoa; Arthropoda; Malacostraca; Decapoda; Palaemonidae. Gene Ontology annotation, biological process: protein phosphorylation.
UGUCAGUCUGGUUGCGGCCUUCGCGGGAGCAGGUCGGCCCCAGUGCUGUUGCGCCCAACCGCUCUUCUCAGUGACACUCUGUGAGGCUCUAUUUUUCGGUAGGAAAAUGAACCCGAGACAAGAAGGCUACUGCUACUGCUGCUGCUGCUGCUGCUGCAGAGCGGAUCUGUCAUGAAGCAGGCCUCCCUUUUUGCAACGAGACCGUUGGAGAGUUGAUGGAAAACCCAGGAAUCUGUGAUUGGCAGUUUGAAAAAACAAGUCUUAAUUGUUUCAGAAGGUGAACGGUGAAAACACUUUCUCGUGAGGACUGUUAUGCCGCCAUUUACUGCCUCGUGCUAACGGAGUACAACACUGUUGUGAUUGGCGAUCUGUUUUGGCUUCGCUUUUCCAUUUUUUAAAUUAUUACAUUUCGGAAGUGUUUCCGCAGCGUGGCACUGCUCUGAGAAUUAUUUAAUAUCUCCAGCAGCUGAUUUCUUUUGCCUUUUAUUAGUUUUUAUUUUUUAUUUUAUAUAUAUAUUUUUUUGUCUCACUUGCGACAGACGUUGUUGAUACCAGGCUGAGGGGAAUGGCUAAGUGGUCGUUCGGACUACAAGCCUUAUGAAUGGUGGAACUGAGUUGCGUGUCGUCUCGUCUGAUGGCAUUUUUCGUACGUACGUAUUUGUACCAAGUCAUCGAGGACGUCUUUAGAUGACUUGUAGCAAAGUCGCAUUAUGAGAGUCGUUGAUUCAAGUUCCCUUUGUAAACAAAAGAGAUAGACAGUUAGAAGGACGUAGAUACUCAGCUGUCGUAUCGAAUAUUUACUAGCUGAAAGGAAAUACGUGUGAACGAAACCAGUUUGAAUGCCACGUGUAUAACUCCUAUAACUCUUCUGUCAAGUUCCUCAGAGAGAGAGAGAGAGAGAGAGAGGAGAGUCAUUUAUAGCAACCGAUAUUUGCUGUACUGGCUUCAUCGAACGUUCGUGACCAGUCUAAGUAAGUUGAGUCCUUACGUUUUCUGUCGCAAAGUCACUUACGACGUGACGUUCGUGUCUCCUGCCACGUUUAGGAAGUCUUUGCGGCGGUAAAGUCGCUGCCUAAAAAAACGCAGAACUACAGACGAACAGACAGGACAAGGAAAGAAUUCGUCUUUCCCAAUACAAAGACAUUUUUCGGUGGCAAGUUUAACUGAGUAAUAACAAAAUUGUCAACAGAAAACGAAGAACGCGGACAGAAACAAAAAGAAAGGACACUGACGAAAAAAUAAAGGAAGAACGCAGGCAAACGAAGUUGCAGCGAACAAACAAACAAACGAAACGGUCUUCCCACCCGUAAGCAGAGUGAAUCGUGGACCUCGCAUGCCGCUGGGUCAAAACAGUUCGCGCGACUAUAAGCAGCAGCCCCAGCCUCCCGUAUAUCGUCACGUAGAUCAGGCAAUGAGUUGGUGCUUUCUGGGUCGACCGACCUACCCACCAGGGACCUCCCUUGGAGACUGUGUGAGUAGUGCCUCCUAAGGGCAGGGAGAUGAUCUCGGCUUCUGCCCAGAAGGUGGAGUAGGUGAUUUCCGAAAAAGACGAACGGAAGUGACGGGCGAUAUGGAAGCGAAGACCGAUAGCUUUUUGUUGCAUCGCUGCCUAGUAAUCCUGCUGGUGCUCAGCCGGGAAGCCGUGUGUACAGGGGACAUCUUCUACUUCAGCUCGUGGCCGGAAUCCGGCCGGGUCGCAGCCGGGGAGAGCCGGGUGAUGAAGUGCGCCGUUUCAGACAAGACCAGCAUCGCUUUGUCUUGGCACCUGGAUGGGAAGCCCAUCUCCUACACCGCUCGGCGUCAUCUUAGAGGUGGGACGAACGACAACAGCUCCUCGGACCUGAUCAUCACCCGGGCGAUACCCGAAGACGCCGGGGAAUACACCUGCAUCGCUCACAACACCACCUCGGGCUUCGCCCUGACGUCGCUGCCUGCUACGCUCACGGUAUUGUGGGUCAGCGAUUCCUCGAAGGUGGUGUUGGGUGACCCGAAGGAGUUGGAAUCUGUCAGUUCCGGGAGCUCCAUCACGCUCAGGUGCAAGGUUGAAGGAGGACCACAGCUCUAUUACUCUUGGAGGAGAAAUGGAGAUCCAGUAUCUGGAUUACGGGGCGUAACGGUUUCUCGAAAACGUCUGACCAUCGACACAUUCGACGCCAAUAUCCACAAUGGCGUCUACACCUGCAUCGCCACAAUAAAUAAGCCAGCAGCCGCUUCCUACCAGGAAUUGGCGCCAGUUGAGCUCAUAACCACCACGGCCAGUAUUCCGCUGAUCCUUUCAGUAUAUGAUCCACAGCUGCCAAGUGUAAAAGUGGUUCCAGAGUCGUUGGUAGUUGGUCCAGGAAGAUCGGCAGAGCUUCACUGUAGCUACGAAACUGGGACUGCAAUCGAGUGGUUUUUCAAGGACAACGGACCCCUCGCAAAUUCAACCAGAUACACACUGAAGAGUAAUGGUACCCUCGUAUUGUUGUCGGCUGACAUACUCGACGAGGGAGUUUACAAGUGUGUUGGGAAGCACCCUCACAGAGCGCACAGGGCUUCUUUUGCUGCCUCAGUUACUUUGGCCUAUUUGGAUAAGAGUACACCUCCAACUUUGGAACCAAGUGCCAUUGUUGGCUCUACUCAUGUUGUCGGCUUAGGAGGAAGACUCCAAGUGUCCUGUUUACCUCCUCCCGGCCUUCCUCAUCCUCAAGUGGCUUGGGUUUCACCUCAUCUAGGAGAUCCCGAGAAGGCCAACUCCAUCAAGGUUGAUGGAAUCAUGCUGGUCAUUGAAGAUGCUUCAUAUGACCAUGUGGGCAACUAUACAUGCAUUGCAUCAAAUCUGGGUGGGAAUGCAUCUGUUUCCAUGCAGCUUGUGGUUACACGUAAACCCAAGGUGGAAAUAUCAUCAUUCUUGAUGACAGUGUUAGAAGAAGAAACUGCAAGACUUGAAUGUAAGAUGGAUGCCCAGAGUCAGCCCUAUUCAAAUGUCAGUUGGACACAAAAUUCACAUCCUGUAAGCAUUGAUGAUUACCGUGUAUCUCUGUCUGGAAUGGGAGCAGGAGUGUCUCAAGGAGUUUCUGUCUUGAGAAUCAGAUGGGCUCGAUUAGAGGAUGCUGGCCUAUACGCCUGUGUGGUCACUACAGCAGGUCAUCCUCCUGUCACAUCUAAAUCUAUGAAACUUGUUGUUACAGAACGCCUCAAAUUUUCCCCACCCCCUCAGGACUCAAGAGUUGAGUUAGGGGGAAAUAUAAGCAUUCCUUGUGAAGCCAGAGGAGAGGUCACCCCCAAAAUCACCUGGCAUCGUGUUACUCCAACAGAGGAUGUGGAUGCAGCAAGUGAUAAUGUUCACAUCAAUGAUGGUGCAUUAGAGGUUUAUGGAGCAGAGCUGCAGGAUGGUGGGCAAUACGUGUGUAUUGCAUCCUCACCACAAGGGUCCAUUAAUGCUUCAAUUACCUUGGCAGUUGUGGAGGGUCCAGUGCUGGAAUGGGUUACUCAUAGCCCUGUUCAGAUAGAGAAAGGUGGAACACUUUUGCUUGAAUGUCAUGCAAGGGGGAGUCCAAGGCCAACCAUCCACUGGGACUACAAUCACAUGCCAAAUGCAUUUGAUCCUGAAAGGGUGGAAGUGUACUUGAAUGGAACCUUGCAGUUAUCAAAUGUGAAACUGGAUGACAGUGGUGUGUUUGGAUGCACAGCUGGUAAUAUGGGAGGCCUUGUUCGUGCAGAGAUUACAGUUAAUGUAAAAGGUGAUGGUUCUCAACUUCUUGGAAGAACUGUUGGAGUUGCAGUUGGUGGAGCAGGGGCCUACAUAUUACUGGUUGGUGCCAUGUUGAUUUACUGUAGACAGAGGAGACAAAGACUAAAACAUUCCCCAGCACAUACAAGAGCUGAGUCAGGAGAAGAUGCCCAAAAUGCUGAGGAACAAGAAAGACUGAUGCACAAUGGACAUCCAGGUGGAAGCACCACUGCUGUAGAAGUUCGGGAGGGUGUGGCCCCCCAUGGCAAUGUAAAACCUGCGGUUCAAGCGGAUCAUCUUUGUCAACUGCAGCUUUCUCAAGUCUCUCCUCAUACACUGGGAACUUCCACUCAACUAGGUCUCUCUCAAGCCUCCACUAGAACUAUAGGAGGGUCCUCAAUAUCAACCCAGCAGUCCUCUCCUCUUCAACACAAUUCUUCUCCAUCUGCCCAAAGUAUAGUCCAGGCUGGCCCCAGUGAAUAUUACAACACCAGACAAGAGUCUACUUUUAUGGGCCUCCAUCAGGAUGAUAAAAGUGGACUCCAAAGAGAGAAUAUCCAAGUCUUGUUGACCUUAGGGCGAGGGGAAUUUGGUGAUGUGCAAUUAGCAAGACUUAGAAAUCCAACAGAAGAUGUCAGUGAAGAUAAUCCACCAGAUUCGGAGAAACUUGUCAUGGUUAAGGUGAUAAGUACUAGAGAUGAUCACUUGCUGGCUGAAGUCUGUAGAGAAGCAGCUAUGUUUAGUGGUCCCACUCAUCCACAUGUAGUGUCAAGUCUAGGUAUGUGUACAUCACAUACACCUCACCUGCUGGUCACCCAGUAUACAGAUUGGGGUGACUUGAAGCAAUUCCUCUUAGCGACGCGGAAAGAAUCCCCAAGACCUCUUGGAAGUUUAAGACCACCACCUCUCACAUACCAGCAGUGCCUCAGCCUGGCUUUGCAGGCAGCUCAAGGUCUAGAGUUUUUAAGUGGAAGACGUUAUACUCAUCGAGAUAUAGCAGCCAGAAAUUGUUUGAUCACCUCUACACUGCAGAUCAAACUCGCUUCUCCAGCUCUCACUCGUGAUGCGUAUUCAGCAGAGUAUUGCACUUAUAGGAACCAGGUACUACCUGUCAGAUGGUUAGCACCAGAAGCACUGAUAGAAGAGGAGUACAGCAUGAAGAGUUCUGUAUUUUCAUGGGCUUGGUUAGCUUGGGAACUAUUAACUCAGGCUGACAUCCCUCAUUCAGAUCUUACAGAUCAUCAGGUUAUAAGUGCUGCAGAAUCAGGUGAACUGCACUGCUCUGCACCACCCAGAACUCCAGCAGAUUUAGUAAAUCUACUCGAGAGUUGUUGGAGACUCUCGCCGAAAAUCAGACCAUCCAUCAUUACAGUUGUGGAGAGCCUGACAGCAAUGACUUGACAAUUUUCUUUCUUAUACAGAAUAUUCCUUUUCUGUUGCCAUGCAUGGAGGAAGAAUUUUCCUGUAAGUAAUGUUCAUACAAAUCAGUUUGUCCUUGUCAGUACCUUAAGGGGUCUUUUUUGUGUGGCGUCCUUUAAUUAGGAGUUCCUGUGUAGUACUAUGAUUUUGUUUUGAUGGGAAGCUGUUAGGAAAUCUGAGAAAAUGGAAUAUAAAUAGCUGGUAAUUUUGCAAAGCUCUGGAGUGCUGGUUGAAAGUUGUAAAGAAUGUUUAACUGGAAUUUGGAAAACUGGUACUAGUAUAGCCUUAUGUAGUAUCAUAGUGUGAUACAAAAGACUAUUACACUGAAGUUAAACUUUACCAAGAAAAAAUGUUUGUUUUGGAUACAUGGGUUAUGGGGUCCAGAUGAAGUCUAAGAAAUACUAAUGGUACAUUUAGAGUUGUCCAGUUAUUAUUACAUGCAUUGGCUGUGAAUCUUUGAGAUUAACUUUAACCUUAACAGAACUUGCAAAGUUUCUGUUUUGAGUUUUAUGCUCUACUUCUAACCUGUAGCUGGAAUAAUUUUAUAGUUAAAAUUGAUUAUGUGAUAAGUUACCACUACUAAGUGAGAAGAACACAUUCCCUAUUAUUUUUAGCUUAAUUUUUUAAAAGUUGGUUUUAUGGAUCUUAGUGUGAAAGUUUAGUGGAGUAUACUUCGCUGUUACUUGGUUUAUGAGUCCUGUCAAAUCUAUAUUUUUUUAUAGAAAGGCAUCCAUCCUGACACAGUUAUGUACAACCACUUGAAUACACACACAC